AUGUUGUUGGUCUGCCUUGUUGUCCUUGUGUUAACUGCCAGCUCUCCCUGUGUUGCUGCCCCACCAAGGGACUAUGUUUCUGAUCUGCAGUCAGUUUUCACUGGAUCCACCGGAAACAAGCUGCUGCUCAUCUCCUUCGAUGGCUUCCGCUACGACUAUGACCGAGUCACUGAAACCCCUAACCUGGAUAAAAUGGCACAAGACGGGGUCAAGGCAACUUAUGUUACUCCUUCCUUCAUCACCAUAACCAGCCCUUCUCACUUCACAAUGCUGACAGGACGUCACAUUGAAAAUCACGGAGUUAUCCACAACAUGUGGUUCAACACUACCACUCAGGAGAAGAAGCAGUACUACGAGGCUCAGUUUGUUGAUUCCUACUGGGACAAUGGCAGCCUACCCAUCUGGAUAACAGCACAGAGACAGGGACUAAAAGCAGGCUCACUCCAUUUCCCUGGCACAGCAGCCACCUACAAAGGAGAAAUUGUGAGGUUUAGGCAGGUAGAACCUCGUUUCUAUGAUCAUUCGAAUGAGACCGACUGGAGGAUGAACAUUGAUAAGGUGAUUGGAGAAUGGUUCCAUCAACAAGACCUGGACUUUGUCUCUUUGUACUUCGGAGAACCAGAUUUGGCUGGGCACAGAUAUGGACCAGAUUCACCAGAAGUGAGGGAGAUGGUCCAGCAAGUAGAUCGUACUAUAGGUUACAUCCGUGACAAGAUCCAAGACCAUGGCCUUACUGACCGGCUCAACAUUAUCAUCACCUCUGACCAUGGUAUGAUUACAAUGCUACAGGGUGGAGUAGUUGAGAAGAUUAUCCUCUCAAAGAUCCCUGGCUUCAGCUUCAGAGACAUCCAGUUCCAACUGUUGGAUUAUGGUCCUGUUGGGAUGCUGCUCCCUAAAGAGGGGAAGCUGGAGAAGGUAUACCAAGCUCUGAAAGGAAGCCACCCUCACCUUCAUGUGUAUAAGAAAGAGGAGGUGCCAGCUAGGCUGCACUACAGUAACCAUCCUCGACUCCUGCCCAUCAUCCUCAUUGCUGACCCUGGAUACAGUGUUUCUGGGUUCUUACCUUUUCACAUCAACAAAGGAGACCAUGGCUUUGACAACGAUGCCAUGGAUAUGAAAGCCUUCUUCAGGGCAGUGGGGCCCGACUUCCAGAAAGACCUGGUGGUAGAUCACUUUGACCUGGUUGAUGUGUACCCACUGAUGUGCCAUCUACUGGGAAUCGAUCCAGAGGUCAACGAUGGACACUUGGACAAUACCAAACACAUGGUCUUCCCCAAAGAAAGGGAUAUUAGCAGUAUUGAUGAGAGGAAUACUCAAAAAGAGGUGGUGAUUGGACUGUCAGUGGCGAUUGGGUGUCUUGCAUUAGUGUUCAUCAUCACUAUCUCUUACAACAUGUGGAAAAGGAGAAAAGGAUAA
Messenger RNA from Paralichthys olivaceus (Japanese flounder), 1416 nucleotides. The record is from RefSeq and is a predicted model, not a curated record. NCBI's taxonomy places the organism in Eukaryota, Metazoa, Chordata, Actinopteri, Pleuronectiformes, Paralichthyidae.